AUGCAACCAAGUGAAGCAAUAUCUGCUGAGCAUGUGCAUCACUUCGCGCGCCUCCUUUCAAACUGCAUCCGAACUAAUGAUCUCAAGCUUGGGAGACUCAUACACUCCCGUCUGAUCAAGACGGCAUUAACCUUUAACACAUUCCUCGCCAACCGUCUAAUAUACAUGUACUCUAAAUGCUGUUCCAUAGAGUAUGCGCAACAGGCCUUUAAUGAACUGUCAGACAAGAACGCCCAAUCUUGGAACACAAUGCUGUCAGCUUACUCUCAAAAGGGUCUUUUUGAGAAAACCUUCCAGCUGCUCGAUGUAAUGCCUGAUCCAAAUGGUGUGAGCUUUAACUCAAUCAUUUCAAGCUUAACUCAUCACGGGUUCUCUAGAAAAGCUAUGGGGUUUUUCAAAAGAAUGCAAACUCAAUGUGGGAAUGGAUUUUUGAUUGAUGAGUUCACGGUUGUUAGCGUGGUAAAUACUUGUGCAGGUUUGGGUGCAUUGAACUUGUUGCGUGAAUUGCAUGGGUUUGCAACUGUGAUUGGUGUGAGAUUUAAUCUUGUGGUUUGUAAUGCACUUAUUGAUGCUUAUGGGAAAUGUGGCAAACCCGAGUACUCUUAUUCUAUUUUCUGUCAAAUGCGCGAGACUGAUGUAUUCUCGUGGACUUCGCUGAGAUAA
Molecule: messenger RNA, 663 nt
Organism: Nicotiana tabacum (common tobacco)
Lineage: Eukaryota; Viridiplantae; Streptophyta; Magnoliopsida; Solanales; Solanaceae
Source: RefSeq, a predicted model, not a curated record